Messenger RNA from Thelazia callipaeda (thelaziosis nematode), 861 nucleotides. The record is from the annotation of a GenBank genome assembly. NCBI's taxonomy places the organism in Eukaryota, Metazoa, Nematoda, Chromadorea, Rhabditida, Thelaziidae.
AUGGGAAGUGAAGGUUCAAAAAUUCGACAAACGAAAUCAACCACAAAGAAAAAGUUAUCAGCUAAUGCAAGUCCAAAGCAUAUUAUACCCCCAACAAUCAAAGUCAUUAAUUCUGUGAGCUGUAAUGAUAAUCUGCUCAACGUUGCCAUGUUUAAUUCAAUGAUAGAUUUCGGUAUGCAAAGUGGUCAUUCGUCGUCCAGAUGUUCACUUGAUUUGGACAUCAAUCGUAGUCGAUCUGAAAGUAUGUGUAGCUCAAGGAGUACGUCGAAACAGAAGCACCCAAUUCCGAUUCGUAAUCGACAACUGAUUCAAACUUGCUUCCAAAAUCCACACGAAAUUCUCGGACAUAAAAUUCUUAAACGAGUUUAUGAAAAACGAAAUGAUUUCGCUAAAUUCUACUCUAAAUUAAGUAGUGAUCAACGUGAUGAUAUAGAAGAAGAGGUGAAACUGCUGCUCAAAAAAACCGUAGCCAAUAUCAAUUUCAUAGACGAAAUUCAACGAUUAGCCGAAGAGUUUGGCAGUAAACAUGUCAAGUUCCGGGCCUUUGGUUUUAAACCUGAUUUUUUUGGAGCUUACGCUGAUGCUACCAUUACCGAAUGCACAUUCCUGGAUAGCGCUGUAUAUUCAUCAGUGCGCGAUGGUUUUUAUGCAGAGAUGCGACGCAUGAGACGGGCAUCAAACAGCUUUAGCACGGGUUCCAAUUCAUCUUCAUACGUUAAAAAAAUUCUCCUUUCUGAUGCUGAUAUCUCAACAAGAUCAGGAAGUUCAGAUAAUGACUCCGAAGGAUCCGAUUUUAGUUCACCAGUUGUGAUUACCGUCAACGGUUAUAGUAUGUUAAAGCCGUCAGCGCCCAAUCACUAA